Messenger RNA from Sparassis crispa, 261 nucleotides. RefSeq lists its product as hypothetical. The transcript has a single exon. The record is from RefSeq and is a predicted model, not a curated record. The coding region runs from base 1 to 261 and encodes 86 amino acids. Lineage: Eukaryota; Fungi; Basidiomycota; Agaricomycetes; Polyporales; Sparassidaceae.
AUGACGCUUCUUCCUUACGCCGAGAUCCUUGCCUACUUCCGGGACACAGUAUCCGACUGUUGUUUGGGACGUGUCGAACUGGCCGCUGGGCGCUCAACAGGUCCAAAGGUGGCUGUGUGGAUAGGCGCGGCAGAUGGUAUCACACAGUUGGUCUCGAGUGCGCUCAAAGCGCUCGGACUGCGGAUGGAUCCCUCGAGCGAAGAACUGGAUGAGCUAGUCCGUGCAGGGAGACUGGUGCUCGUGUGGAGAUCCGCUGCCUGA